This is a messenger RNA of Hypanus sabinus (Atlantic stingray), 2617 nucleotides long. Its product is annotated as C-type lectin domain family 4 member M-like. The coding region runs from base 164 to 1573 and encodes 469 amino acids. The record is from RefSeq and is a predicted model, not a curated record. The transcript has 9 exons. NCBI's taxonomy places the organism in Eukaryota, Metazoa, Chordata, Chondrichthyes, Myliobatiformes, Dasyatidae.
UCUACAGCCACGCUUUACGUUCUGUGGGAAAGCAAGUUCUGUAUCCACAAACUGUUCAUCUGCUGUUCGUUGGUGUCGGUCUAACUGUUCUAUCAACACGGACUUCCUCUGACAACGGCUGCUUCCGCUUUCGAGCUCAGAGACGGAAAGAAUCCUCGACAGGAUGGACGGCAGCGAGACUUACCUGAAUGUGAAGUUCACCAAAAUGGACUCACGGUCAACUUCACAAGACGGUCUGAACUCCAGCUACUCAGAGCUGAAAUUUCAGAAAGAGGAACCCAGCAUUGAUGAGGACGAAGAUCCUCCCAUUUCCUCGGGACCCAGCGGUCCGUCAACCACUGCAGAAACAGCUGCGCAAGAGCAGGAGUCCAAAGUGAGAAUCGGAAAUAGACCGUACCGUCUUAUCUGCCUACUCUGUCUAGUUACAUCCGCCCUCAUCGCGACAGUGGCCGGUCUCUCGAUCCAUGUGUCACAGAUCCGUCAGUCUCAGAUCACAUCCGGCCGUAACUUCCAGCUCUUUUGGGAAGAGUAUCACGAGAUGAACAGGACCCACCGCCAAUGUCUACUACAAUUCCAUGAGUUAAACUCCACCCUAGAAUCCAAAAUAUUGGAGAAUUCGCACCUGGAUCUCUCCCAGAGAACCUGUCUCAAGAAUCUCUCUGCGCUCAACUCUAAUCUGACCGAUCUUAAACGAAUGCACAGCGAUCUCCGUCACCAGUUCUCUGAGAUGGAAACGAAGUACAGAUCUGUCAACGGAACCAAGGCUCAAAUCUGUGAAUUUUUGACCAGCAGAAGAGUAACACAGAUUCCUGAGUCUCAGAUCCCAUGCGACCGAAACUUCCAGCUCUUUUGGGAAGAGUAUCACGAGAUGAACAGGACCCAGCGCCAAUGUCGACUACAAGUUCAUGAGUUAAACUCAACCCUUGAUUCCACAAUAUCCGAGAAUUCCCUCCUGGACCUCUCCCGGAGAACCUGUCUCAGGAAUCUUUCUGAGCUCAACUCUAAUCUGUCCGAUCUUAAACGAAUCAACAGCGAUCACCGUCACCAGUUCACUGAGAUGGAAAAGAAGUACAGAUCUGUCAACGAAACCAAGACUCAAAUCUGUGAAUUGUUGACCAGCAGAAAAGGAGAGCUCACGUGUCCUCAGAACUGGAUCGGAAACGGAGAUCGGUGUUAUUUCAUAUCAUCCUUGGAGAAACCUUAUGAUGGAGCGAGGGAACAUUGUUCAAACUUUGAUGCAAGGCUCCUGGAAAUAAAUUCAAACGAGGAAGAGGAAUUUGUUUCCAUCUCUGUCGGAGAAGAAUCCGGAACUUACUGGAUUGGAAAAUGUGGUGACGGAAGGAAUUACAACGGCAGGAGUUUGAGGAAAUGUGGCCUGUCAUUUAAAACUCGCGGGUUCUCCGGAUUUACAGCGGAGAGCAUUCUGGUUUGUCGCAUCGCCGCCUGGUGUGGAGGCUGCAACGCACAGGGUCGCCAGAGGCUGCAGAGGUUUCUAGACUCAGCGAAAUCCAUCACAGGCAAAAUCCUCCCCACUAACGAGGACAUGUUCAAAAGGGACCGCAUCCAUUACUAAGGACACUCACCACCCGGGAAAUGCCCUGCUAUCAUUUGUACCAUCGUGGAGGAUGUACAGGAGUCUGACGACCCGUACUCAACAAUGUGAAACAAGUUACUUUCCAUCCACCAUCAGAUUAGUAAACGCUUCCUGAAUCCAUCAGCACCCUAGAUAUCCCUUAUUUGUUGUAUUUACUAAUUGUUGGAACUUACAUUAAAUUUACAUCUUUACGCAGUACUGAUCAUGGAAAUGAUCAACUCUCGGGUGGUAUAAGUCACAGACAAUAAAUCAGAUGGUGAUUCCAGUUGCAAACACGCGAUACAGAUGGACAGGACACGUGGCACGCUGGUCUUCACUGAGCACAGGAGUCGGGGGGUCAGAUUGCAGUUGUACAAGACAUCGGUGAACCCACACUUAGUACUGUGUUCGUUCUGGUCGCCCUGCUGUAGGAAAGAUGAGCUGGAAAGAGUGCAGAGGGAGAUUUACGAGGAUGUUGCUGGGAUUCGAGUGGCUGACUUGUGGAGACCGGUCUGGCGUGAGGAGUUUAUUCUUUGGGGAGCACGUGCACCAUUAUAGAGGUGUAUAACACCCCGAAGGGCAUAAAUAGAGUGAAUGCGCACAAUCGUGUAUCCCAGGAUGGGUAAUCAGUGGACCAGAGUGCAGAGGAGUGAGGUAAGAUUGGCUGGAGAGGAGGGACAGAGAUAAAAGAGAAGGAGGUGUGGAGAACAGUGCGGGGGAGGGAAGAGUGGGAGAGGUGGCGCGAAGGAAGGAGAUUGAUAGUGAAAGGGGAAUGUAGGUGAAUGUGGGGGGAAGAGAAUGAAUACAGUGGAGGAGAAUGGUUGGGUAAGGGACAGAGUGUCUGAAGCGGGAAUAUGAGGAUGAAGUGGAUAAGAGUGAGGAAGAUAGACGAGUGAGCAAAACGGAUUGUAAUGUGAUUCAAGUUGGCCCUAGGGACUGUUGACAGAGAUCCUGGAUCUUUUCAGGAAUAUCCGUGCACAAAUGUGCAGACUUUUCGCAGACGAAAAGGUGUUGACCGUUGCAAGGGAAUCUCCAUUCGUACGA